AUGAGUUCCCGUGAAACAGAAGACCUACAUCUGUCGCUGCUGAAACAGCUUCUGGAUGCAGAUGGAUUAGAAUGUGUGAGAACUCCUUCAGGGUCGUUAGAAGAAUCUCUUGACGAGGGACAAACUGAAGAGCUUGGACCAGAAUCUGUACCAGAAGAAGCUCACGUAGAAUUAACACAAACACAAGAAGAAGAGGUCGCACAUCCAGAAGCAGUUCGGGAGGAGGAACCAGAAAUAUUCCCCUCUCCCUCUUUACGUCGGCUCUUACCUGACAAAGUGAGACAAAUUGAAGCAGAAAACAGAAUCCAUGUGUUACCGGCUAGUUUCAAAACUGAAAUAGACCCGCAAGCCAUUCCGAGAAUAUUAUCCACUCCUCAACAACGGUACAUUGAGAUUUUGGGUGACCUCGUCGGGUGUACAAUGUAUAGGACCAGCUUGGCUGAAUAUUGGUUUCUGGACACGAUGGCCAAUCUAUUGAGGAGGGCACAGCGUGAUGAAUUGAAUAGACAAACACAAGCUGUUUUAAUCUUGUGGUUCUGCGAAUGGAUGAAGGAAAUGCAGCACUUCGAUGAAGCUAGUAGACCCAGGAUGCUGAAACGGUUUAAGGAUAACAUGUUGGCCGUAGCAGGACACAUUGUGGACACGCAACAGAUCCCAACGCCAGAAGACGUUGGUGUGUAUUACAUGGCCAAAGAGGCUCCUGUCGUAGCUAAACCUACAGCUUCGUCUCCGGUGGAGCCCAUGCCGAGUGUGACCUUCGAAUGGGCUGCAUACCAGUGCUCACUUAUUGACCUUACGAAGAUAAUACAUUAUAUAUUUGAUCUUUUCAGCACAGACUACCAAUACGAUCUGGUACGUUCUAUCUUCACCUACUCCCCGGAUUACAUCCACAUCGAUAUGCCAUACCAGAUACAGAAUCCAAAGAAGAUGUACGCACCUCUCAAAGCCAAGCCUCCGAAGAAAGAGGCAAAGAAGGCCGAGGUGAAACCAAAAGGCAAGAAGAAGGAUGAUACACCGAUUUCUCUGGAGUAUAUAGCUUUAAUGGAGCUUAAAGCUCGCGAAGAGAAAUGUCUUGAAGAGUUGGAACAAACAGAGCGCGAACAAUGGAAUCGGAAGAGCCACAUAUUACCUCUCCAAUUUGCUACUACAGACGAGCUCUUCGACAAGUACUGGCCCCCACCAACUCCUCCUCCAGAACCUGAAAAGGAACCGGAGCCAAAACCGAAGGGAAAGAAGAAGUGA
Molecule: messenger RNA, 1242 nt
Organism: Arctia plantaginis
Lineage: Eukaryota; Metazoa; Arthropoda; Insecta; Lepidoptera; Erebidae
Source: the annotation of a GenBank genome assembly